CCUUGUUAGGUAUCUGUUUUUCCCUAACGCCACGCCAUGCCUAUGGUCUCUUCUGCUGUUAAGAAGCAGAUUGGUUUAACAGUGGCCUUGGCAAUGCAGCCAUCAAUGCUGGUCCUCAUCGCCACCGGUGUGAGGGUCUCGAGCUCAGGGAUUCUGGACCUGCUGGAUUUGCUCUCAUUGUUAGUCCAGAUUUGUCAAAUGGAAAUUCUGAGGUGAGUUAUCAAUAGCCGUUAGCCAAGAACAAGAUUUUUACUCUCUCUGUUUGUCGUUUUAAAAUUCAUGGGUUUUGUUUGAUAUUGUUUGAAAUCUAUAUUUUCAAUAAAAUAAAGCUCAACUGAUGAGAAAUUUCAGGAUUUGCUUUAAUUGUCUUAAGUGACCUUCUUUAAUAUAAUAGGGAAACAGGA
This is a messenger RNA of Rubroshorea leprosula, 404 nucleotides long. Lineage: Eukaryota; Viridiplantae; Streptophyta; Magnoliopsida; Malvales; Dipterocarpaceae. The record is from the annotation of a GenBank genome assembly.